Molecule: messenger RNA, 1197 nt
Organism: Nymphalis io (European peacock)
Lineage: Eukaryota; Metazoa; Arthropoda; Insecta; Lepidoptera; Nymphalidae
Exons: 2
Coding region: 17-973 (318 amino acids)
Source: RefSeq, a predicted model, not a curated record
GCAUCGUUUUAUUACUAUGUCGGUGGGAAAACUGGAACAAUUCGACCUUGGCAAGGACGAUUGGAAUUUGUAUGUGGAUCGGUUGGAACAGUAUUUUAUUGUUAACGAUGUGAAACCGGCGAUACGAGUAGCGACACUGAUAACGGUGAUCGGAAGUGACGCGUACGAACUGAUGGUGAAUUUAUGUACACCAGUCAAACCAUCUGCGAAAAGCUAUGAAGAGCUGGUGGAUGUUAUGCGACGUCAUCUUCAACCUAAACCGAGUGUAUUGGCGGAGCGGUUCAAAUUCAGACAAAGAGUGCAACGUCAUAAUGAGUCCGUGGCGGAAUAUGCGGCGGCAUUAAAGAAAUUGACGAAACAUUGCGGUUUUUGUUCGGAAACAUUAUUGGAUAAUUUGAGGGAUCAAUUUGUAUGUGGUAUUAACAGUGACUGUAUCCGUCAAAGAAUGUUUGCGGAGGAUAAUAUAACGUUCGAUUCGGCGUUUAAACUCGCGGUGACAAUGGAAGCUGCAGAGGCGGAUGCAGCCUUGGUAGAAGGUCGUACCAGGAGAUUAGGUGACGGCGUAUCAGAGGCGGAGGAAUCUAUAAACCAGAUUACGUCCAGGAAAAGAAGCACAGGGAAACAUCUACAAAAAUAUAUGAACGUAGGAACGCGAGAACCGGUUUUAAGCAGUGGUACAAGCCUCACAAGCGGAGCGAUAAUUAGCAGGCGGAGCGAUAAUAAUAUGAAUGACUUCACACGACAAAAGAAGGGAACGACUUUUAAACAAGUGUGUGACGUUUGUGGUGCAAAUCAUCAAGUAAAUCGGUGUAAAUUUAGACUUUAUAUAUGUCGAGUUUGCAACGAACAAGGUCAUUUAAAAAAGGUUUGUCCAGUACUACAAAGGCAGGUGUCAUUAAACAUCGUAAAAAAUGAUAGUUCCGUAUGCAAAGAAAACGAAGGCUCGGGCAGUGAGGAGUUCCAGAUAUUGUGAAGUGUUUUCGGACGGGCUGGGACGAUUCAAUGGUGGAACGGUUGGUUUUCGGCUGCGACCCGACGCGAAGCCGGUGUUCAUGCGCGCACGACCGCUCGCUUACGCACUUCGCGAGCCUGUGGAGCGGGCGCUGGAUCAGCUGGUACGGGAUGGAGUGAUCACGCCGGUUACUACAUCUGACUGGGCUACACCGAUCGUACCGGUAAUGAAAAAGGACGGCACAA